UGUAGUCAAUUCGAUCCGCGUCCCGGUUAAGUAAUAACUUAGUAGUCGGUAGUUGUGUACCAAGUGCUCUAUACUCAUGACGUGUGUUACGUAAACCCACAGUUAAGCAAGCGAUAAAAAUGGAGCUUCUAAUCAUUUUAACGGCGCUGCUAACCUUGACUUCGGCAGAUAAACACUGUCGGGGUGUAAACAUUGAUGACAAGUACUACAAUCUCAAUAUUAUCAAAGAGGGAAUCAGCCAUAUACAUGAUUUAGUUGUGAAUAGGAACGAUAAUUCUAUAUACUUCACUUUCGAGGAUGUUACAGAGCAAAAAUUUCCGCAAAAUCGUUUAGGUCACAUAGACAUUGAGACAAAAGUGGCAAAGAUCAUUGAUGGUAUAAUAAACGCUACAGCCAUUGCGAUCGACAAUUUCAACAACAAAGUCUACAUCGGAGGAUCCAAUGGCAUAUACAGAUUCAACGAACAGAAACUUCCAGAUAGACUACCGAUACAAGACGACGUGAUAUCUAUGCAUUAUAAAAACGGUUUAUACUUUGUCAAUAGACGAAAUGAAGCAUACAAGUUUGAAGAUGGAUUUGCUACUCCAGUACCAGAGUUGCAAGGAGUUAAGGUUGACAGAUUAAUAAUAGACGAUGAUAAUAACAUAUUCUUUACUCGAGAGAAAAAAUUGUUCAGAGUAAAAUUAGGCACAAGAGCUAUUAACACACACGAAAGUCAUGUUGCUAAUUUCAUAGCCACAGAUAAUUAUGCUAGAACCUAUUUGUGCACGGACAAAGGUCUAUAUGUUUAUAAUAAAUACAAAUUUGUGUUUGAUAGGAAAGGCGAUUUACGUAAUUUGAAGGCUUUGUCGUUUGGUAAAAUGAACGAGCUCGUUUAUGCUGUGGCUGAUUAUAUUGUUAAGCUUAGUUUAAGUUCACUUGGUUGUUUUGAAGAUUGAAUAUUGGAAGUUAGAAGUCCGUAUAUAGUUAUGUAUGUAGGUAAUUCCACAGAGUAGGUAUAUUGUUUAUACCUAUAUGGAGAAUUCAUAACCGCGUAGCCAUGAAUAUAUGGUUUGCUUUAAUUACUAAACAGUACGUAUAAAUAAUAUAAUAGAUGGAUGGAUAUAUGUUUAAUUCAAAAAUACAGAAUAAGAACGUUUGAUGCAUUAAAAAAUGCCUAUAAACCUUGUA
Messenger RNA from Maniola jurtina (meadow brown), 1170 nucleotides. RefSeq lists its product as uncharacterized. The transcript has 3 exons. Bases 120 to 938 code for a protein of 272 amino acids. Gene Ontology annotation, molecular function: protein binding. NCBI's taxonomy places the organism in Eukaryota, Metazoa, Arthropoda, Insecta, Lepidoptera, Nymphalidae. The record is from RefSeq and is a predicted model, not a curated record.